This is a messenger RNA of Rattus norvegicus (Norway rat), 6281 nucleotides long. Lineage: Eukaryota; Metazoa; Chordata; Mammalia; Rodentia; Muridae. The record is from RefSeq and is a predicted model, not a curated record.
CGUAAAGACCGUGAGCCAAACGGCCGUUUUUCAUUUUGCGGCGUUCUUGGCCGCCAUUCCUCCAGCUUUCUGGGCAGCGGUUACUCAAUUUCCGAUGUUCUGGUUCGGAUGCUAGAGCCGGGUCCAGUACUUUGGGAUAGGUUGGUCUGCAUCACUUGUCAUCAUUGCCCACUCCUCUACACUGGUCUGGUGAGUUCUGGAUGGGGUCACAGCCUUGAGUCUCGUGUGAACUCACUCUGUGCGGUUUCUGGCCUGCUUUACUAGUAUAGUACAUAAGUUGGCAAUCUCUGCUAGGCCUCUUAAUUGUGUAGGCUGGAGAAGGCCGCAGUUAGGCCGCGAACAGCUCCACAGCCACAACCGCUGUGCUUACGGACAGGGGUUGGGCAAGAGAAGUCCGGUAGAGGCAGAGAGGUCCUUCUUCCUCAGUUAUGGUGCGGGAGUGAGGCCUGGUGAAGGCUGCCAGUAAAGGCUACAGCCCCGCAUGCCCACUAAAGGAGAGGGUGUGAAAUCCGUGGUCGUGAGGCAAGAUGGCGGCUGUUUGGCGCCUGUUACCAGAGAUGAUUGAGAGUUGAAGGGAAAGGGAGCCACCACCGUUUUUAAUGUUGGAUUAGGAGGGAAAGUCCCUCUGUAGGCCGUGAGUAGAUGAAGUAGAGCUUACUGUAACAAGUGAUACUGUACAGCGGUGUACAUCAGGUACACCGAAUUGAUUUGUUAACUGUGCCCAGUUUACAGCAGUACCUAUCUUACUGGUUCACUCUGUUUACCUGGAGUAUGUGGCUACUAACAUUAAAAGCACAACUUUAUAGAAAGAAAGUUGCUGGUUCAGUUCUGUAAAACAGAAGUGCAACCUCAAAUAGGAAGCUCGAGAUGGGGGAGAGUAAAACUCAGUUUUCCAAUUUAUUGAAAACUAUUUCAAUAGGUCUGUUUAAAGUCUUACUGUUUUGACGAAGUCUUUGGGAAAAAGAUGUAUUUUAAGAAUUUAAAGUAAUGCAUAUAUAUGUGGUUUAAUGUUAGAUUGUUUAUUUCAUUUGAAAAGUCUUAACUUUACUCAAAGCACUUUUUUCUUUUACAUACUUACGUAUUUUGCUGGAAAAUCGGAAUCCUGUGUUUGUUCACUAUGAAAAAAGAUUCAGCAUGUAUCUGUCUUCUGAAAGUUCUGUGCUGAAAUUUCACCGGAAAAGAAAUCUUCCAUCAAGGAAAUGGUUCUGAAAUAGGAAGGCCUUUUCAUAAGGUUACUAAAGGAUGGGAAAGGUUUUGCUAAGUAGACAGAGGAGUAGAGGAAAUAAUUUAACAGACAGAAAUCUCUUCUGAGAACAAAUCUAGUUUGUCUAGAGUUGAUUUAUAGGUAGAAGUACUGUAUACAUUUAGACCAAAAGACCUAUAGUUAUGAAAGAUGUCACAAGAUUUGUUUGAUAUUCACAUAGUCCUGGCUAAAACCAGUUCUGGAUCUAUUGCAGGUGUGAUAAAGUUGAGUGAUAAUGGGAGCUAGAUAGUGAUAAUGCUAUUACUGGAAAUUUUUUUUUUUGCUAAGAAUAUUGCUUUUUAAGUGGUAAUCUCUUCUAGAGGAUAACUGUGUUCUUUAAAGUAGCAUAAGUAAUUAUCAUUGAAUUAGUAAAUUUAUCAUUGUCAAAACUACAGGGAUAAUUUGAAAAGUUUCUUUAAUUGUUCAGAAAUAAGUUAAUAAAAACAAUAAGUUUCACUGUACCUUAAAGUCUUCCUAAUCAUAUAAUCUUUUAUUACUUCUCACUUAAACUUUUAGAGCUCAUGCUUUAAUUUAAGGAUGACCUAGGUGUCACAAAGUUUCAAAAAUAAUGUGAAUGAGUGCUUAUUUCACAGUUUUGUGAUUUUAAAAAAGUUUUUUGUUUUCUUAGGUUGCAAAGUUAAAGUAGUGAUACUUCAUGAGCUAUUCAAGUAAAACAAAAUUCUUAAGUCAUUUAGACCAUGGUUUAGAAGAGGGCAUUGCAAAAGGCAGACUAGAAGCAAGUUAAAAAUGUGUUAUUUGUUGGCACUUGUUAAUUUAUUCUGUUUGUUGACUGUAGAAGUAGUUUCUUGAUAUCUUGGCAGCUGAAGAAAUUUAAACUGAAAAAUUACAUGUUGCACAGUACAGAAGCAAAAGGUGUUCCAGUACAGCCAUUGUGAAUAUGCAAGAUUAAGAUAAAAUUAGAAGCAUACUUUUUAUGUCAGGAGCUGACUUAGUCAGAACUGAAAGCCAUGGAUGAAGAAGAAAUUGAAUUGACUCCACAGGAAGAAAACUCAUUGUUUGAUGGAAUAGGAGCUGAUGCAGUACACAUGGAUGGUGACCAGAUUAUUGUGGAAGUUCAAGAAACUGUUUUUUUAUCUAAUUCAGAUGUAACUGUGCAUAAUUUUGUUCCUGAUGAUCCAGACUCAGUUAUAAUUCAAGAUGUUAUUGAAAAUGUUCUUAUUGAAGAUGUUCACUGCUCAAAUAUUUUAGAGGAAACAGAUAUAUCUGACAAUGUCAUUAUUCCUGAGCAAGUGCUUGAUUUAGAUACAGCUGAAGAAGUGUCUUUAGCACAGUUUCCAAUUCCAGACAUUUUAGCUUCUAGUAUUACAUCAACCUCAUUAACUAUGCCUGAACAUAUCUUGAUGAGUGAAGCUAUACAUGUGUCUGAUGUAGGACACAUUGAACAAGUGAUUCAUGAUAGUCUAGUAGAAACAGAAGUCAUUACUGAUCCUCUGACAGCCGACAUUUCAGAAAUACUGGUAACAGAUUGUGCUUCUGAAGCAGUCUUAGAUUCCAGUGGAAUGCCUCUGGAGCAGCAAGAUGAUACCAAAGUCAACCGUGACGAUUAUCUUAUGAUUUCUUUGGAUGAUGCUGGCAAAACAGAGAAUGAAGGUUCAUCUGAAGUUACCACGAAUGCAGAGUCAGAAAGUGAUCCUUAUAAAUUAAAUGAAACAUCUCCUGAAGUUAUCAAGGUGUACAUUUUUAAAGCUGACCCUGAAGAGGAUGAUGUAGGAGAAACUGUAGACAUUGUGGAGAGUAAGACUGACAAUGGCAAUGAAGCUGAAGUCAUUGAUCAGAGUAGCAGCAUUUAUGUUCCCAGAGACAACGUUUAUAUGCCAGUCAGUGAUUCUCAGAAGGAAGAAGAAGAUACUAAAGUAAUUGUAGGAGAUGAAGAUGCUGGUGACACAGCUGCAGAUACUUCUGAGCAUGAACAACAGAUGGAUGACAGUGAAAUAAAAGCAGCUUUCCUGCCUAUUGCAUGGGCAGCAGCUUAUGAUAAUAAUUCUGAUGAAAUUGAAGAGCAGAAUGUCACUGCAAGUGCUGUCUUGCACCAAAAUGAGUCUGGUGGCCUUGACAGAGUACAUAAACAAAAAGCAAAAAAGAAAAAAAGACCUGAAUCCAAACAGUACCAAACAGCAAUAAUUGUUGCUCCUGAUGGACAGACUUUAAUAGUCUAUCCUUGCAUGUUUUGUGGAAAAAAAUUUAAGACCAAAAGUUUUUUGAAAAGACACAUAAAAAACCAUCCUGAAUAUCUUGCUAAGAAGAAAUACCACUGUACUGACUGUGAUUACAGUACCAACAAGAAGAUAAGCUUGCAUAAUCACAUGGAGAGCCACAAGCUAACCAUUAAGACAGAAAAGACAACAGAAUGUGAUGACUGUGGGAAGCAUCUUUCUCAUGCUGGGACUUUGUGUACUCACAAAAAAGAAAAAGAAAAGGUCAGCAAAACAUAUAAGUGUAAGUUCUGUGACUAUGAAACAGCUGAACAGACAUCAUUGAAUCACCAUCUUUUGGCAGUCCACAGCAAGAAAUAUCCUCACGUUUGUGUAGAAUGUGGCAAAGGUUUCCGUCACCCAUCAGAGCUCAAAAAGCACAUACGCGUUCACACUGGAGAGAAGCCUUAUCAAUGUCAGUAUUGUGAGUACAAAUCUGCAGACUCUUCUAACUUGAAAACACAUAUAAAAACUAAGCAUAGUAAAGACAUACCACUGAAGUGUGGCAUCUGUCUCAUGACUUUCUCAGACACCAAAGAGGCUCAGCAACAUGCUCUUAUACACCAAGAAAACAGAACACAUCAGUGUUCAUAUUGCAACCAUAAGAGUUCAAACUCAAGUGAUUUGAAGCGACACAUAAUUUCAGUUCAUACAAAGGACUAUCCUCAUAAGUGUGAUAUGUGCAGCAAAGGGUUUCAUAGGCCUUCAGAACUCAAGAAGCAUGUGGCUACCCAUAAAAGUAAAAAAAUGCACCAAUGUAGACACUGUGACUUUAAGAGUCCAGAUCCAUUUCUGCUAAGUCGCCAUAUUCUCUCAGUUCACACAAAGAAUGUUCCAUUUAAGUGUAAGAGAUGUAAAAAGGGAUUUCGACAACAAUGUGAGCUUCAAAAGCAUAUGAAGACCCACAGUGGCCGGAAAGUGUAUCAGUGUGAGUACUGUGAAUAUAGCACCACAGAUGCCUCAGGCUUUAAGCGCCACGUUAUCUCCAUUCAUACGAAAGACUAUCCUCACCGCUGUGAGUACUGCAAGAAAGGAUUCCGAAGACCCUCUGAAAAGAAUCAGCACAUAAUGCGGCAUCAUAAAGAAGUUGGCCUGCCCUAAGUGUACAUCCUAACUUAGAGGAAUUAAUUUUUAAAAUCAGUCACUCUUCUUCACAUCAAAUAUGAAUUUGUUCAGUGAAUAUAAAAUGGUAUUACUCCUAUUUGACUUUGUUUUAUUAAAUAGGGUAUUCUUCUAUAUAUCCUGUACAGACUUAUGAAGUGACAGAAACAAAUUUUCUUUACCAACUUAAUCCAAUUCUGUAUUGAAUUUUUAGUCUUAGAAGCCUAACUAUCAUACCUUACUUAUCUUGGUGGUACUUUUCUAAGAAAAAAUAAUAUAACAUGAAAAGUAACUUUGACACAAAAUAUGCAUGUUAAAGAUAUUGCUAACAUAAAAAGGAGAGGUUUUCCUGAUAUGCCAUACUAUGAGAAUAAGGAAAUAAUUUCCUUGACUUAAUAUCUUCAGAUUUUCAACAGUACAACUCUUAUUUGAGUGUCUACCAUGACUGAUAAGAUGUCGACUAGGUUUGGGGUUAGUUUUCAUUUUUGUUUACUCAUCAUUUUCAUUUGGCUUGUUGUAUUUAAUUUUUCCUCCUAUAUAGCAGAAUUUAUAAAAAAUCUUAAAGAAAAUUUUUGCUUUUCCUUGUUUUGCAAUGUUUUGUAGUUUGUCUUACAGUUUUGGUCUAUAAAUAAGGACUACUGUAGAUUAAGUUUUGCAGAUUUGUAGAACUCUGUUGUGGCUUGUAGAGUACUUUAUAAGUUUGACAUUAAAUUGCAAUUUAAGUGCUAGGUAUAUAUGUUUCUUCCUUAAAACAACAAACCUUUAAUGAAAUUAUUUAAUUUACAAUAACCUGAAAAACCCAGAGAUAUAUGGUAUCAUUUGUAUACUUGGUAUUCAGAAAAACUAAAACUCAGGUGGAGAAUUAGAGGGAAAAUAAGGAGCUUAGUAAAAACAAUGGUAUAUUCUCCUUAACCUUGGUAAUUGAAAAGCAGAAGUUAUACCAUUUUUAUAGAUAGAAUAUUUUAAUACAGUUUAGCAUUGUACUUGAAUUUUUCUGGAAGGAAUUGAUAUACAGCUCUUUAUUUUUCUUUAAAUCUUGUCUUUAAUGAAGAAGAAAGCAUGGAGGCAGUUAUGACAUCAUUUUACAAACUUCAUAACUUCUGUUAGAAUAUAGAAUUGGCAAUUUUAGGCAGUCUUUUAUUUUUCUUAGCUUGUUUUUCAUUUGGUAACAUAUAUAUUGGUGUUCACUAGAAAAUAGUAAUUGGUUGUUUUAAUUUUUGAGGUGUAACAUUUUUAAGGCAUUCAUAGAAGACAUAAAAUGAAUCCAGCUCAUUGGAUUUAACCAUUAGAAAUUUUGAAGAAAAUGUUUAUUCUGUUCCUUUAAUAAUCCACUGGUAUGUGGGAAGAAAUAAAGCAGCACCCUUUUCUCUAUGGUACUUCAUAUUCUGCUUCUGCUGCUACUUUUUUUUUUGUCCCAGUGAUACUUAUACUCAGAUGUUAUAUUCAUAGGAUUAGAACUCUUAACUAAUUGAUGCUUGAUGUUCUCUGAAAUAUGCUAGGUUUAAGUUCAGUACUAAAAUAUUUAGAUACAUAGGAACACAGUUAUUGCUAAGCAAAGGUCAGACUGGAUUUUGAAACCUCCUCUAUCUUCUAACACCUGUGUUUAUCCUCUUCAGAAUUUAGUUGCUAUUCUCUGUACUGUUCUGUAAAACUCUGUUCUUUAUAUCUAAGAAACUGUUCAUUUUGCUUUUUCCUGAAGUAAUAUAAAAGUGUAUGCUUAGGUG